Messenger RNA from Acanthochromis polyacanthus (spiny chromis), 6962 nucleotides. It is a transcript of the gene zdhhc8b, whose product is annotated as zinc finger DHHC-type palmitoyltransferase 8b. Lineage: Eukaryota; Metazoa; Chordata; Actinopteri; Pomacentridae. Gene Ontology annotation, molecular function: palmitoyltransferase activity. The transcript is spliced from 11 exons. Gene Ontology annotation, biological process: protein palmitoylation. The coding region runs from base 321 to 2615 and encodes 764 amino acids. The record is from RefSeq and is a predicted model, not a curated record.
CUACCUACAGUCUAGCUGUGGAAACGCUCAUCGAAAGGCGCUUUGAGGGUUUGCAGCGAGGCUCCACCUUUUCAAGCGGUUCAGUGACCUCACCAGUGGGCUGGAUUGUAAGGGUGGGAUUUCCAGGCUUUCACAGAGCUCCAUGUAUUCCUGCCUGUCUGUCUCAGGAUCUAUGCAGCUUCAGCGAUAGCAAACACGGACUGCCUGCACCUCUCACAGCCAUAGAAAGGCGCAUAUAGCUGCUGCACACUGGAUCUCCUUUUUUUUCCUACAUGCGACUCCAAUCGGAAUAAAUAAUUGAGGAAUGUGGAAAUUACAGAAUGCCCAACAGCGCUGGAAAGAGAUUUAAACCCACCAAAUACAUCCCAGUGUCCACUGCUGCCACUCUCCUUGUGGGAUCGACCACUUUAUUUUUCGUUUUCACGUGCCCCUGGUUGACAAAGGUAAUCUCUCCCGCUGUGCCUCUCUACAAUGGCCUGGUCUUCCUCUUCGUUUUGGCCAACUUCAGCAUGGCAACCUUCAUGGACCCUGGUGUUUACCCCAGAGCGGACGAGGACGAGGACAAGGACGAUGAUUUCCGUGCGCCGCUCUACAAGAACGUGGAGAUCAAGGGCAUUCAGGUCCGGAUGAAGUGGUGUGCCACCUGUCACUUCUACAGGCCGCCUCGCUGCUCGCAUUGCAGCGUCUGUGACAACUGUGUGGAGGACUUCGACCAUCACUGUCCCUGGGUGAACAACUGCAUCGGACGGAGGAACUACCGCUACUUCUUCCUCUUCCUGCUGUCACUCAGCGUUCACAUGGUGGGAGUUUUCUCCUUUGGCCUCAUCUUUGUCCUCCACCACAGAGAAAGGCUGGGAGCGCUGCACACUACCGUCACUCUGGUGGUGAUGUGUAUAGCAGGACUUUUCUUUAUUCCAGUCAUGGGACUAACAGGUUUCCACUUGGUGCUUGUGGCCCGAGGUCGUACAACCAAUGAACAGGUGACGGGCAAGUUUCGUGGAGGAGUAAAUCCUUUCACCAAGGGUUGCUGUGGCAACGUGGAGUAUGUCUUAUGUAGUCCCCUGGCACCCAGGUACAUGCUGGACCCCAGGAAAAAGCCGCAUGUAAAGAUUCAGCCCCCGUUCAUCAGACCAGACCUCUCAGACAGACAAAUCACCAUCAAGGUCAGCGACAACGGUAUCCAUGGCACCAUCAUCAGCUCCAAGUCUAAAAGCAGCCUCGACGAUCUGGACGAUAAAGAAACCCAGCCCCCGCUGCCGCCCAAGGCUGACAGGUACAACCAGCUGAAAAACCAGAUGACCUCCAGCGAAGAGAGUUCUCUCUCUGGUAAGACCCAUCCAUCCACUCCAGCCAUGUAUAAAUACAGACCGUCCUUUGGCACCAUGCCAAAAGUCCACUACCACACUGCUGGAGAAAAGAUUGUAAUGCCAGAUGACCGUAAGACUUCGGCCAUCUUGGAAGAAGGUGUGCGUGGUCACGACUACCGAUCCGAGCCAAACCUGGACCUGCCUGAAUACGCUAAUGCUCCUCUCCACCGUACUUUCCAGUCCUCUCCUCUCCAGCUUGACUCCGACCCCAUCAACUCCCGCUCUCUCAGCCUGAAGCAGGGUCACCGCCGGCCAGAGAAGGGUCAGCUCUCGGCCCUGCAGCCCCAGACAGUCACUUCCACCCCCUACAAGAGUGUCUUCUCUCCAAACACUCUCUCCAACCGUAAUGGUAGUCUGUCGUAUGACAGCCUGCUCAACCCCAGCAUCUCCCCAUCCACUGCCAACGAGUGCAUGGCCCACCGUGGUAUGCCCUCCAUGGGGUUCCACUCGCCCUACCUGCCCACCAAAAUGUGCCACAUCCGGGAACCUGAGAUACAGAGACAACAGGUUGCCUCCACCUACAGUCCAGUGAUGCCGCCCAGGAGUGUGGGCAGACAGUCCCCUCACCCAAGGGACAGGGACCCAUCGCCUGUGCGCUAUGACAACCUCUCUCAAACCAUCAUGGCCUCCAUCCAGGAACGAAAGGAGAUGGAGGAGAGGGAGAAGCGUCAGAUGCUGCAUGGGCGCUCUCAGACCCAUAUCUAUGCCCAGGACUCUGGCGUGUUUGAUGGGGGCUAUGGCCUCCCCCACAAUGUCUGCUACCCAGAUGGGCCUCGAGGCCCCGGUUCCAGGGGCCCAACACCCCCAGCCUAUGGAGGCUCCAGGGACAACCUGAUGGGGGUCGGGCUGGUGAGCUACGGUCAAAGAACCCCUGUGUUGCGCCAUGCCGGCUCCACACUGGGCCGCGCCCCAAGGACUUCAUCCACCUCCUUGCACACAGAUCACAGUAGCAGCAACAGCAGCCAGAGCAGAGCAGGCCCCGAGGGCCCCUAUCGCUCCCCAGCUCACCAGCCCCACUCCCCUGCUAUGCCCCGAUCCCCAUCCUACUCCCACCAGAAACUCUCCUACAUCAGUGCCCAUGAGAGGACAGACUCACCUCGUCUAGGGGGCCCAAGAGAGGCCAUGAAAGUUAAUGGGCAGAUGGACUGCCACCCGAGUGCCCAGGGUGCCACCCUCAGCCCCAGUCGCCACAAUAACGUCAAAAAGGUGACGGGCGUAGGAGGCACCACAUAUGAGAUAUCAGUGUGAGCAGGGACACCACAUCCACCUCCAACGACAACGGCCAGCCCUGCUACAAAGAGAUUCUCUACUCUCUGUUAUUUCUAAUAAGAUAACGGCCAGUCAGGGGCACAUAGUACUUGCUGCUUUGGAUUUAGUGUCCAAUCAGUGGAUCUGUCUGCUCUUGUGUGGGUCUGUCUAGCCAAAUGCCCAUGUGUGUUUGUACCGGAGGGGUAGGUUGUCAGUAGAUACCGCCGCAGACUGUACUGUGCGUGUGUUUUGUCCAACAAGAUCGUCAAUGUAAUUAGUGUUGUCUCUCAGCUGUGGUCAUGAAGCGUUUGUGGUUCCAAAUGUCACACACAAACUUUGCUCCAGCAAAAGCUGAGGGCUGAACAAAAACACUGCAGAUGGAUUAAACGCUGACGUCCUCACUAUGGACUUCUGCAAGAAGACGCUCAUCUGAGUCAGUUGACCUCAAGAAGUCAAGGUGCUCACAUUAACUUGUACUGUUCGUGCCAUCUCCGGCAUAAGUGGUGGAGGUUUACAGCUCUGAUAUGUGAUGUACAAGUGCAGAAAACACAACACAAAUGAGAAGAAAAACGGGGGAUAUUAUGAAGAAAGUCAUCCUAUCAUGUCUGGUGGUUGCAUUCAUAAUUCACUGAGAGCGACUUGUUUUUAAAGGUCCCAUAUUGUGUCCUUUAAAAAAAAGCCAAUUAAUGAAAGUCUCAUAUCUACACAAUGUGUCUUUAAAUUUUCAGGGAAAAACAAUCCCAGCAUGGUUCAUUUCACCCUGGCAGUAUAACCCCUGCUUUCAGCCCUGAUCUAAAUGGGCUGUUUCAGUGUCUGUACUGUUAAAUACAGCUGAGCUGCUGCUGUCCACAACCCCUUCAGGAAGAAGACUCUCUCUGCAUCUGCUUUGUUCAGUUUUUGACAGAGCAGACAAACCAGUGGAGUUAAUGUAUGGUGGCUGACAUACAAGUAAUCAUUUUCCAAGUAAAUAUAGACAAAUUCUUAGCACAGUUGUUUUUAGCUCACAUGUAUAGUGAGUUUGUCAGACAAUGUUCUGGUUAUAAAAUUUGUAUUUUAGCAGUGCAAAGCAGCAGUGUGGAAAUGUCUGUGAAGUGAGUGCAGGUGUGUUUUACUGGGCUACGCUUCAGUCACUGUUUCAUGACUGACAGAUUUGAAUUGUCUGACAACAGAAAAACACAAACAUGAACAAAUUUAUUGGAAAUCUGGCUGCAUUAAAAUGCAACACGUUAGCACAGGGAGAUUGACAGACACGGAUGUAAACACGGGCUGAGUUUAGGUUGCACUGAAGCACAAAAGGCGACAUGAAAACACAGUAAUCCACUCAGACCUUUUUUUUUUUUAUUGGUUUCAAAUCAGAGUUAAAGUUUCCACCAUCUCUGAAUGUCCCUCACAGUGUCCUCCACAGACCUCUAACCUGUGUGUAUACCAGGCGUGAACUAACCGUGACGUCACCCGUUGGUUUCAACGCCGAGAAAAUGAAGCCCGGAUUUUGCUACGUCCUGGUCGCCAUUUUGGAUUUUUUGGAGCCAGUGACGUAAAAAGCAUCAUCAAACAGGCUGGACCGGAGAGCAACUAGGGGCAGGACCAGUCGAUGGGCGGGCCAGACUGAAGCCAGACUGCUGAAAGCCUCACCCUAAAGGAUCUGUCAAUCAUUCCAGACAAGACUGUCUAUCAAGUAUAGCCACGCCCCCUGGCUCUGCCAACUUUAAUGAUUUAUUUAAAAUUCAGUAUUGAUUUAUUUUAAGAUCGCCACCUGAUCUCUCAUUUUCACCAUGAAAACUAAUGGGGAAAAAAUCCUGAGCUGUAGAAAAUCGGUCUGUCAACUUUUAUUUUUUCCAAAAAUGAAUUGGGGUCUAUGGAGAAAAAGCUUUUUGGAGCCAACCCUAGCGGACGGCGUGAUAUUGCAAGUUUUUGACACUUCCGGGUGGGCUUCAUUUUUGGAGCCAGAUGCUACGUCCAUCUUUAUAUACAGUCUAUGGUGUAUACCAUCAAAAGUAAUGGUAGUACAACCCAGUUUAGUUGCACAACAUGCUAACACAAAGGAUGGUCCUAUUGUUGUGGGAAUAUUUCUUUCAAAAAUAAAAGUAACCCACUGUGUCUCAGUUCUGAGAUACUAGGAGUGCAUGAAGAUUGUUGUGUUGACCCGGUUUCUCCAUAGAAAAUGGCAAAAAUUCUUACUGGCUUGUAAAGUUGGGAGGCCAUCGAGUUGAGUUGGGCCUAGUGGAACUGCUGUGGUAAGCAUCUUCAUAUUCUCACAGUUUUUAAAUUUAGAAAACAUGCCAAACACAAUAAAAACAUGUUUUCACUAUAUGGAACCUUUAAUGAAAAGAAAAACAAAUUAACUUAAUCUUUGUUUGAAAAAAUUCUCAGGAAUUAAUGCAACCAACAGAGAUGCUAACUGACAUGAAUUCAUGCAAUAUGACCGUCUCCUCCGCUGUGUCAGUCAAGUACAGAGGAUUUUUAGGGCUUGAAAAUAGUUUAGCCCCCUUUACUCCUGUCAUGAAAGUGCAGUACGUGACCGAAGGUUUCAGUUUGUUUUCCGAGUCGGGCAAUUUCAUCACGACACAAGCGCUGGGCUGAUAUAUUUGCGUUCUGAAAGACCAGAAUACCUCAUCCCAACGUUUCUUACUGAAUCCAGAACAAGCCCAGCCGUGCACAACCAAAACAAAUUUUCUGUUAAAGGUUUGUCUAACAAAAAAAAGAAGAAAAAUGCUUUGUAUGUAAGUUUGUGCUAUAAUCACAUGAAUGGAAGGGUGUAAAGAAUCAAGUCAUUGUCUCAUGUAAAAAAAAAAAAAAAAAAAAGUGGUCAGCCAUUUGAUUUUUUUUUCAUCAGUUUGUUUCCUUUUUAUAUACCCAACCUUUCAAAAGCUAUGUUAGAUACAUCUUUUUUAUACAGAUACUUAAGCCUGGAAUGGGUGUUUUGUUUUGAGUGGAGUUUUUUCCCCCAUUUAUUCAUAAAUUAUGAAUUCAGUAAAUAAAUGAGAUAUUGGCUAAUGGUAAAUAUACCUUCUUCUACCUUGCAGUGUAAAAAAAUGUAUGAUGAAAAGUAAUUGUUAGAUAUGUGAUGCAGAGGAAAUGAAAUAUUAAAGUCACAAUCCUUGACUAGUGAGCAGUCAGCGCUGAACUGCCAACACGUGCUGUACACAGUUCAAGGAUCAGGCUUUGCAUUAAAGCUGCCACACACCCCCUUAGAUUCUCAAAGACUGCAAAAGUGACAUCAUGGAGAUAGAAAAUGCCAAAUCGGUUUGCAGUAGCUGUCUGGUACAGCUCUGGCAUUAACCACCACCUGAGAGUUAAAUGGAACUUUUUUUCUUGACAUUUAACCAUAAAAAUAACUUAUAAUGAUGAAAUGGACAAUGACAAAAUGCCAGAAAUUACAUGGAUAUAAAAUGUUACAUUUGGUUGCAUUAAGUCAAGUUACAUUUGCAUUAAGAAUAAACCAUUGUUGCCUUUUUGGGGAAAAGAGAAGCUGUUUCAUACACGGUGAAGUAUGGCUGAAACACCAACAGUGGAACACCAGAAGUGUUUUGUUUUGAGCAGCAAGUGACACUUCUCAGUAAACUUAUGAAGUUAUGACAGAAAGGUAGAUGUACAAAGUGAUAUGUGGUCUUGUUUGAUAUGAAUUAACGUUACUUUUUACUUUGUUUUUAGCUUAUUUUUUCUGAUACACAUGAAGUUCAUUUUCUCCAAAGGUCACAGCAUAAAGGCCAGUAGCUGUGGUAGAGUUGCUUUCUGCCAAAAUGGGAUGUUGUUGAGACUCGCUGUAGUUACUAUCUUCUAGCGAGCAGGUCUCCCUUUUAAGGUCUCACCCAGCUGCCUUACCUUCAAGACAGUACAGCAAAGUAACAAGACAGUCUGUUGAAGUCAUGUAUUUCGGAAAUGUCGAACAUAGCUUCAGUAUUACGGCUGUGGUAUACAGGGCUAGCUUUUUGUCAAAUCUAAUGAGUAGGAAUGUCAGCUGAAUAGCAAACUGGAGCAUCUUGAAAUACCAGAACAGACCGUUAGCUGCUGAGUUCCCUGAAAUCCCCGUCUGUCAUGACUCUCAGACCAGUUUGACCACAUAUCAGAAUGCUAUCGAUGUCAUUCCUCUUUAAGAUGACUGCCGUUAGUCCAAUGUUCUUUUUCUGGGAUGGACAUCACUGCAGGUCAGGGGCCAUUCCUGACAGUCAGCAAUGACUCUGUUCUUUCAGCCAUGCGCUGAUGUUUUCUGAAACUCAUAUAGAAAGUUCAAUAUGUAUUAAAAUAUAGAAUAUACUAUAACUGUACAUGCGUUCCUAUUUUUGUGAAGAGGAAAUAUUUCCCAGUGACCUGAGCAGAGUAAAUAAAGUUUCCAACUCUUUGAGUGAA